Molecule: messenger RNA, 2825 nt
Organism: Globicephala melas (long-finned pilot whale)
Lineage: Eukaryota; Metazoa; Chordata; Mammalia; Artiodactyla; Delphinidae
Gene: CARS1
Product: cysteinyl-tRNA synthetase 1
Biological process (GO): cysteinyl-tRNA aminoacylation
Cellular component (GO): cytoplasm
Molecular function (GO): cysteine-tRNA ligase activity; ATP binding
Source: RefSeq, a predicted model, not a curated record
CGGGGCGGUGGUUGCGUCAGAUUCUGGGACGCUGUCGGCGCGGCCGCGAGUGCGGCGUUCCAACGAUGGCAGGUUCCUCCGCGGAGCACGCUCCCGACUACAGGUCCGUCCUGAGCAUUAGUGACGAGGCAGCCAGGGUGCAGGCCCUGAACGAGCACCUGAGCACGCGUAGCUAUGUCCAGGGCUUCUCCCUGUCCCAGGCGGACGUGGACGCGUUCAGGCAGCUCUCAGGCCCUCCUGCCGACGCGCAGCUCUUCCACGUGGCUCGGUGGUUCAGGCACGUGGCCGCGAUCCUGGGCAGCCCCCGCGCCCCAGCCCCGCCCUGUGGGCUCCAAGCAAGCAGAGGCCGGCGCACGCAGCCCCCGUGGUCUCCUCCAGCCGGGUCCGAGCCGUGCCAGCUCCGCCUGUACAACAGCCUGACCCGGAGGAAGGACGUGUUUGUACCUCAAGACGGGCGGAGGGUGACGUGGUACUGCUGCGGGCCCACCGUCUACGACGCCUCCCACAUGGGGCACGCCAGGUCCUACAUCUCCUUCGAUAUCUUGAGAAGAGUGCUGAGAGAUUACUUCAAGUUUGACGUCUUUUAUUGCAUGAACAUCACAGACAUUGAUGAUAAGAUCAUCAAGAGGGCCCGGCAGAACUACUUGUUUGAGCGGUAUCGGGAGAAGCAGCCCCAGGCAGUGCAGCUCCUGGAGGACGUGCACGCUGCCCUGCAGCCGUUUUCAGCAAAGUUACGCGAGACCUCGGAUCCCGACAAGAGGCAGAUGCUGGAGCGCCUGGAGCGCGCCGUGAGGCUGGCGGCGGAGCCGCUGGAGGAGCCGGCGCGGCGCGGCCUGGCGGGGGAGGAGCUGGACGGCCGCGUGCAGGUGCUGUUGGAAGAAGCAAAGGACCUGCUUUCUGACUGGCUGGAUUCCAUGCAUGGCAGUGAAGUGAGCGACAAUUCUAUUUUCUCCAAACUGCCCAAGUUCUGGGAAGCGGAGUUCCACAAAGACAUGGAAGCCCUGAACGUCCUCCCUCCAGAUGUCCUAACCCGCGUUAGUGAGUACGUGCCGGAGAUCGUGGACUUCGUCCGGAAGAUUGUGGACAACGGUUAUGGCUACGUUUCAAACGGGUCCGUCUACUUCGACACGGUGAAGUUUGCCAACAGUGAGGGACACUGCUACGGGAAGCUGGUGCCUGAGGCCGUCGGGGAUCAGAAAGCCCUGCAGGAGGGGGAAGGCGACCUGAGCGUCUCGGCCGAGCGCCUGAGUGAGAAGCGGUCCCCCAGCGACUUCGCCCUCUGGAAGGCCUCCAAGCCCGGGGAGCCAUCCUGGCCGUGCCCCUGGGGAAAGGGGCGUCCAGGGUGGCACAUCGAGUGCUCGGCCAUGGCAGGCACCCUCCUCGGAGCCUCAAUGGACCUUCACGGAGGGGGCUUCGACCUCCGCUUCCCCCACCAUGACAAUGAGCUGGCGCAGUCGGAGGCCUACUUUGAAAACGACUGCUGGGUCAGGUACUUCCUGCACACGGGCCACCUGACCAUCGCCGGCUGCAAGAUGUCCAAGUCGCUCAAGAACUUCAUCACCAUUAAAGACGCGCUGAAGAAGCACUCAGCCCGGCAGCUGCGCCUGGCCUUCCUCAUGCACUCGUGGAAGGACGCGCUGGACUACUCGGCCAACACCAUGGAGUCGGCGCUGCAGUACGAGAAGCUCCUGAACGAGUUUUUCUUAAACGUGAAAGAUCUCCUCCGAGCCCCCGUUGAGGUAGCCGGUCAGUUUGAGAAGUGGGAAGACAAGGAAACAGAGCUGAACAAGAGCUUUUACGACAAGAAGGCCGCGGUUCACGAGGCGCUCUGUGAUAACGUCGACACGCGCACCGUCCUGGAGGAGAUGCGGGCUCUGGUCGGCCAGUGCAACCACUACAUGGCAGCGCGGAAGGCCGCCAGGAGGAGGCCCAACCGCGCCCUGCUGGAGAGCAUCGCCCGGUACCUCACGCACAUGCUGAAGAUCUUCGGGGCCAUAGAAGAGGAAAGCUCCCUGGGUUUCCCCGUUGGAGGACCUGGAACCAGCCUCAACCUCGAGCCCACAGUCAUGCCGUACCUGCAGGUGUUGUCGGAGUUCCGGGAAGGAGUGCGAAGGGUCGCCCGUGAGCACAGAGUCCCCGAGGUCCUGCAGCUCAGCGAUGCCUUGCGGGACGACAUCCUGCCUGAGCUGGGGGUGCGGUUUGAAGACCAUGAAGGACUGCCCACUGUGGUCAAGUUGGUGGACAGAGAUACCUUACUGAGAGAGAGAGAAGAGAAGAAAAGGGCUGAAGAAGAAAAGAGAAGGAAGAAAGAGGAGGCCGCCAGGAAGAGACAAGAGCAGGAAGCGGCAAGGCUGGCCAAGAUGAAGGUUCCGCCCAGCGAGAUGUUCUUGUCAGAAAGCGACAAGUAUUCCAAGUUCGAUGAAAACGGUCUGCCCACACACGACACGGAAGGCAAAGAGCUGAGCAAAGGGCAGGCCAAGAAGCUGAAGAAGCUCUUCGAGGCCCAGGAAAAGCUGCACCAGGAAUACCUGCAGCUGGUUCAGAAUGGAAGCAUCCCGUGAAGGUGGGGCCGAGGCUCCACACCGCCCCGGGGGCACCAGCUCCCCGCCCCGGGGACUCUGCCGCCCGCCCUCGGGGCCUAAGUUAAGGGUUCUGUCCGGAGAGGGCUGGGCCACCUCCGGCUCUGAAACGUCAGCAAUAAAGUCUUCCCAACGCGAGGCCGGGCUCUGUCUGCCGUCACCCUGCAUGGUCAGCGCACGAGGGGGCCCGGCCGGGCUGCGUGGUCAGCAGGUCACGACACGGGAGCUCAGGCCACUGAGCGGCUG